This is a messenger RNA of Trichophyton rubrum CBS 118892, 429 nucleotides long. RefSeq lists its product as uncharacterized. The transcript has a single exon. The coding region runs from base 1 to 429 and encodes 142 amino acids. The record is from RefSeq and is a predicted model, not a curated record. Lineage: Eukaryota; Fungi; Ascomycota; Eurotiomycetes; Onygenales; Arthrodermataceae.
AUGGCGGCAUGUUCACUAUCUGCAUGGAAGAUUAUCCCCCAAUUUUGCAGUACCUCAAUUCCCCGGACUAUUGUAUUUUACACGAAAUCACUCUACUUUACGCUCGGAGGAACUGCAAAUACCGCCCCGACAUUUUGCUCAGUAUUUAUCGGGAAAAAGGCGGAUGCCAAUAUAUACUCCUUUCAAACAAAGUUGCCAUUUUCGGGGCCAAAUGAAGCAAAUGAUAGAGGUGCCGGUGAAGACAACUGGGAAAUAUUCCACCCGUCUUCGACAAUGAUUGCUCUGGGAACCACGGAGCUAGAUGAAUACUACAACAUUCUGGUUGAGGAAGGGAAAGUCAAGAUUACCGAGCCUAUUGAGGAUAAGCAAUGGGGUUAUCGACAGUUUACUUUGGAGGAACCUGACGGCAACGAGAUCACCUUUUUUUAA